Zonotrichia leucophrys gambelii is the source of this 809-nucleotide messenger RNA. RefSeq names its product phosphatidylinositol 4,5-bisphosphate 5-phosphatase A-like. The record is from RefSeq and is a predicted model, not a curated record. The transcript is spliced from 4 exons. The coding region runs from base 285 to 806 and encodes 173 amino acids. Lineage: Eukaryota; Metazoa; Chordata; Aves; Passeriformes; Passerellidae.
AGGAGCAGGCACAGGGCAGGGGCUCGGCAGGAGCAGGAUCGCGGUAGGAGCCGCGUUCCGAGGAGCUGGGAGCAGGCACAGAGAAGGGGCCUCGGAGGGGGAUCGGCCCCGCCGAGCUCCAGCAUCGCCGCAUCCCCUGCAGGUCCAGGCGCGCUCCCCCGCGGCACCGGGCCAAGGCAAACAGCGGGAAGCCGAUCCCCUCCCGCGGCACGGGAUGGGGCCGCUGUUUACCCCGCAGCCGCAGCCGGGGGCCCCGAGCCCGGCCCGGGGCUCAUCGCGGGCUCAUGGCGCUGCCGCUGCUGCUGCCGCUGCUGCUGGGGGCGGCGGGCGCUGCCGUGCCCCCGGCCGUGCCCCCGGCCGUGCCCGCGCCCCGCGAGCUGGCACGAUCCGUGCUGGAGACGCACGGGCAGGAGCUGCGGCUGCUGCGGCUGCUCGGAGUGGCCCGGACGAGCUUCGACUGGGGGACCCACUUCAGCAUCAACUUCACGGCGCGGCAGCCGCCGUGCCCCAAGGCCGCCCCGGACCCCCGCGGCUGCCGGGGCCGCCCGGGCAGGGUGCAGCGCUGCUCGGCCCAGGUGUCCGUGUUCACCUUCCUGCCCGACGUGCCGCUCUCGAUGGUGGAGUGCGGCCGGGAGCCGCAGCAGCCCGGUGACAGCGCCCAGCGCCGCUCCCCUGGCACCAACCCAGGUCACUCAUCAUCCUCAUCCUCCUCAUCCUCCUCAUCAUCAUCCUCGGGGCCCCCUCCGCGGCCUCGGCCCCCUCCCAGCGCGUCCCGCCGCCCCCUGUCCCCAGCGGAGCCGCAAUAAAGA